Molecule: messenger RNA, 276 nt
Organism: Symbiodinium natans
Lineage: Eukaryota; Dinophyceae; Suessiales; Symbiodiniaceae
Source: the annotation of a GenBank genome assembly
AUGGGUCUUCUCCACCAAAGGCUUCUCGCUGUCCGACUGCUUCCUCAGCGUCGAUUAGCACUGGCCGUGGUGCCGCGGCCUCGCUUCUUUAGCGGUGGUGGGAUCCCGAGCCCGGACGAUCCAUGGAACUGGCGGUCCUUCUCCAAGGGACCAAUCCCUCCGAUCGUCGCGCUUAGCUUGGUGGCACUGUGGAUGAACCGAGAGAAGAGCUGGGAUGGAGGGCCGAAGAUGCACAGCGUCACAUGCAAGAUCUUCGGAGUUAAUGGGCCAUUCUGA